Molecule: messenger RNA, 1073 nt
Organism: Aphanomyces invadans
Lineage: Eukaryota; Oomycota; Saprolegniomycetes; Saprolegniales; Verrucalvaceae
Exons: 1
Coding region: 315-983 (222 amino acids)
Source: RefSeq, a predicted model, not a curated record
GACGAAAGCGACGUCCAGUUGGCCAGUAAACAUCCAUCGAGAGGGCCGCCACCGCGAGCGUCAUGGGCAGGCGCGUGCGACGGUGCUGCAAGUGGAGGCUGAACUUGUUGGCCCGUCUUGUAGACCAGAUGACUCGCCGCUGGCGCGAGCAUCCCAGGUCCAGAAAAAGGACACGGCAUGGCGGCAUGGAAGCUGGCUCUUUUGACGACAUUCAAACCCACUGCACGCCUUGACAGGUCCGGGGAAGAGUCGGCGUACUCGAGGAUGGGUUGGAGGCAGAGUCGUCGUUGCAUCAUGCCAUUUCUCCAUUCAUCAUGAAGUUCACAUCCGCCGUCGCCGUUGUCCACGCGUCGUCGUCGUUCGAUCGAGCCGCUGGCAUCGUCCACUUGCCGUCCAUCGAUCGCGGUGCGGAGGCCCGUGCCUCCCUCAACCACACGCGGCCCGCCUGCUUGGACGAACCCACGAUCGUGUACUCGAACGGAUCCAAUUCCACGUACGAAUGCUGGCGGAGGCAAUUCCCGUCCUUCAACGUCGACAUGCCAAACAAUCAAAUGGACGAUUGUCAUGCCGCGAAUGUCUGCUUCUACAUUGGAAACGACAUCCACACGUCCGCGACGCUGCCCCAAUCGUACUUUUUGGGGGCCGAGAACUCCCGCACCGUGACGUUUCCGUGGUACCAAGGCCGCUGGCCCGUGUGGAAGCGCGUCGACAUGGAAUUCGGCAACGUCGGGCUCUACUAUUACACGGACGGAACAUGCCUCGACGCGUACUGGCAACGCGACGAGCUCAAGGUGCAUCAAUGGACCUGCGAGUUCGGCAACCGCAACCAGUGGUGGCGAUAUAGCUUGCACAACAGCCUCCAGCUCUUUGAGCACGCGGUGCACACGGGGUGGUGCCUCCAGACCAACGGGAUUGGCGACAACGUCCAAAUGAUUCGAUGCAACUGGGGCAUCCAAGAACAGCAGCGCCGAUUGUACUGGUGAACGACCUCUUUCAAACGUCGACGAGGCAACGUCCAUCGAUAAUUCUUGAAGACAAUUGUCGACAAUAAUAUGGAUAUAUUUAUAUAUUGU